AAAUCUCAGGGACAAACUAGACUGCCAAAAUGAAGAAGGACUAAAAUGACUGUCUGUACUUUCAGUACACUUAUGCUGGCAUCAGAAGCAUCCAUUGAGGACCUGAUGGUGCAAGCACAGAAGAUCAAGUAUGAUAUCAUUGGUCUGACUGAAAUGAGAAGACAUCAAUCACAUGAUGCCAUUUUCGACACUGGAGAAGAACUGUUCCUCGGAACAUGUGACAGUAGAGGCAUCAAUGGCAUUGGUGUCCUUGUCAACAUAAACUUGGCCAUGAGCAUUGAUUCAUUUGAAUGCCUAACAACCCGAAUUGGACGAUUACACUUGAAUAAAUGUGGCUCACUGCUGGCAGUUUCUAUCUUCAUUGUUUACGCACCAACAUCCAACUACGAUGAAGAAAUCGAGAAGUUCUACAUGGAGCUGGAGAAGUUCUAUAAAGAAGACCACACCUUCUGUAAGAUCAUUGUUGGUGAUUUUAAUGCCAAGAUAGGACCAAGAAGGUCACCUAAAGAACUCCACAUUGGAACCCAUGGCCUAGAAUGGAAUGAACAGGGUGAGAGACUGUCUGAAUCCAUCAUGUCGACCAAGACCAUCCAUGUAAAACGGAGAUUGGAUAUAGUCUGGCUAACUUCCCAGGGUUUCAGUUCUAAAGUACUACAGAACGGGCAUCUAGAAACAGCAGAAUCUUUUGUCUCACAGUUUGACAAAACCUGA
Messenger RNA from Sorex araneus (European shrew), 711 nucleotides. RefSeq lists its product as uncharacterized. NCBI's taxonomy places the organism in Eukaryota, Metazoa, Chordata, Mammalia, Eulipotyphla, Soricidae. The record is from RefSeq and is a predicted model, not a curated record. Bases 46 to 711 code for a protein of 221 amino acids. The transcript has 2 exons.